Molecule: messenger RNA, 2909 nt
Organism: Physcomitrium patens
Lineage: Eukaryota; Viridiplantae; Streptophyta; Bryopsida; Funariales; Funariaceae
Source: RefSeq, a predicted model, not a curated record
GUUAAAGGCAGGCGGAGCAUAUGUGAUUUUCCCCGUUCCGAGGCAUCCGGGCUCGUCCACUGGCAAUCCUCCGCCUUUUUCCACUUUCUUCGCUCGCUCUGUCUCUCUCCCUUCUCGCUGUUGGCUGUCUCGUGGCUUCUCUCUCUCACAUGCCAUUGCCGUCUCGCCAAUUCCUUCCGAUCUUUCCUUUGUUGUUUUCAUCGUAGUACUGUAGAUUUGAUUCCUCUGUUCCUCAAGCAACCAGCCAUCUGCUGUUCGCUCAACUCUAGAAACAGGGUUUGUAAUUGGUGCGGGGUGGAUUUGAGGGUCAGGUCUUCAGAGUUUGAGGUUGGAGUGGAAGGGUAAGGAAAAGCUGCGUGGUGGCAACGGGCGGAUAUCAGAAUCAGAGGGAGCUUACCUGUGUAUGGCGUGGACUGUGGUCCUUUGAGCGGAGCAGGCGCCACCUUGCUCAGAAGACACUAAGAACCGCUUGCGGGCAAGCGUGCUAUUUUGCAAGUCUUGAAGCAGUUCUACUUCAACGACUCUCCUGUGGUGUUAGGACGUGGAGGGUCCGCGACACUUCAUCUCAAUUGAUCUGCAUGUUCCAUGCUUAGAAGUACGACAGACUCAGUUUCAAGACCUUAAGGUCUUAUUGUACUGAAGUAACUGCGCCCAAGUAAUGUAAUGAGCUUCUCAUGUUCGAAGUGUUGAGAGAUAUUGUUGAAUUCUUGUCUCCAACUUGCGGCCACCUAUUUUGAGCUAAUAUUUCUUCUCUACAUCACAAUUGUAGUCUACCUGUGCUUUUAGUCAAGGCUGAGCAUAACCAUAUUGGAGAAUGCUGCCAAUCCUGCUUUCUCUUGUCUUGAGAAAGCUCCAAACCAGUGCUGUAACCUCAGCUAGAAGCUAAGACAAGCCUUGUAGUUUUUAUACGUGGAUUGGUACUGAAGACGACUAACUUCAGGUACGUGGAAGGAUUUAAUUGAGUUUCUCCCGUCGUAAAACCCGGAGACUGUUUCGGCCUCUUCAGAGUAGCGGGAUCGUCAUAGAUCGAAAUUAGUCUUAGGCACUGUGGCCUCCCUGCUCUUUGUUUUCACUUGUCUCAGAUUCAGGCACUAGUCCGUGUAGUGAUAAUUUACUUGAACAAGUCGGAAGAAGUUUCACGGAUCCAGUCGAAGCGAAUUCCGGAGGAGUUGUAGUUGGCAGUCAGAUAUAGCUCCUCAGAGCUGAAAGCAAAAGCAAAAGAAAAAACAGAAAAGAAAAAGAAAAAGAAAUCACACCAACAACAAAAAGAAAUGUACAAGUCUUAGCUUUUAUGAACCUGCGUGGCGCAGAAACACGAGGCUCCCUCUACUGGCAUUGUUUUCUAACAGCUAUUUGAACCAGGAUAGUUAAACGUCUACACCAAUCUUCCCACUCAACGAAAAAAGGAUUGUCGUCUGGUUCCAGUGCGGCUACUGCAAGGAGUUUGGUACUCAAUCUUUGGCCGCCAACCUCAGCGAUAAGGGUGUAACUACUACAUAACUGAUGCGGAGUCUCUAUGGACUUAUUGGAGGAAGCGAAGUUGAGGGGCUGAUAUGUGUCGUGAGUGCUAGAGGUGGAGGGGAGCCACGCUAUGGAAUCUCUGGUUUCCCAUAAAAUAGAUUACACGCCGAUGCCAAUCACUGCUACCUUCGCUGGCCUUCAUGAGUUCAGUAAGUUGAAGCUAUUGAGUAGCACUGGAAACGGGGUCACCACUAUGGACGAACCAUUGCUGUUAGAAGCGCCAAGUGUAAAAGCCAAGGCCAAGGUCAUUAGAUACAGAGAAUGUAACAGAAACCAUGCCAUUACAACUGGUGGAUACGUUGUGGAUGGCUGCGGUGAAUUCAUGCCUGGUGGGGAGGAAGGCACGGUUGCAGCCCUCAGAUGCGCAGCUUGUGACUGUCACAGGAAUUUCCACAGGAAAGAAACUGAAGGAGAGACUAGCUGCGAUUGCAAAUACAUCAAUCGGAAUGAUCCAAGGAAGCGAGGGAUGAUGGUUCCAGGUGCACCGUCUCAGCCUGGUGGUCCUCAGCAGUUAGCGCUUCUUUCCCCAGCGCCGAUCAUGGGCCGGGUCACACCCGCGCCUUACAUGCUAGCCCAUGGACUAGUUGACUCGGACGAUGGCGAUGGUGGCUUGAGCGGAUCGCCGUCCACCAUGAAGAAGAGAUUCAGAACAAAGUUCACUAAUGAACAGAAGGAGAAAAUGGGUGUAUUUGCAGAAAAGUUAGGCUGGAAGAUUCAGAAGCACGACGAGGCAGCCGUGCAAGAGUUUUGUGCUGAAGUGGGUGUAAAGCGCCAUGUUCUGAAGGUGUGGAUGCACAACAACAAGAACACCAUCGGAAAGAAACCUGCAUGAAUCCUGUUAAUUUUAUUUAACAACCAGGCUUAUUGUUUACUUCUGCUUCUUCUCAGUACCUGGUCCACUAUUCAAUGCAAGGCCGCCAAUGUCGAAUAACCGGGAAAUCAGCUACACUAGAGGAGGCAGCUUGACACUUGUACGCUGAUCUACCAAAUAAGGUUUUGUACCUGAUUUUUUAGUUCAAUUAGAUCAACAUCGUAGAAUGGGUGAAGCGUAGCUCUCAACAAGAAAGCGAGGCGUGUGAAGCAGUGGGAAACAAUAUGACGCUAAGGAAAUGUUAGAAGCCUCUCCACGAGUUGGUCAAUUGUACAGCUUUCAGGUACUACUACUCUUUCUGUAUAGUACAGUGACGGUGUUCAAUGCGAGAGUACAAAAAGAAAGUGGAGGGAAUGGAACGAUUGUAGCCUGAACGAGAGAUUGGUAUCCCUAGCUCCUAAAUUUAUUUUCAUAACCGCAGGACUUCCUCUCUCUAUUUGGACAGAUAAGCUCCUUGCCGCUAAUGUACCGAGUCUGGAAGUCUAUGGUAUUAAUGCAUUUCAUUUUUCUUUUUAAA